GGAUGCGGGCUCGGGGGUCCAAGCAGCGCCCCAAGCGGUGGAGGUGGAGGUAGUGAAGGAAGAGGGCUGGUAUUGUUUGGUAUAGAAUUGUGGUAGUGGUUAUUUGGUGAAGUGAUUUGCUUUUGGUUGACAAUGUAGGGUCACUGUUUUCUUUUGGAAGGAUUGAUGCUCUGGUCGACAGAGGAGUCUAAGGAAUGCGUACUGCACAGCAGUAUAGAGCAAAAAACCCAAGGAAUGAGGGUGGAAAGAAGGAAUGACCGAGCGUCAAGGAGAGGACGGACUGUGAGGUGGAAGAGGAGAGGGAAAGAAGCAGGCGAGAAACGAAGGAGGGAGAGAGAGAGUAUUUGUAUUGGAAUUGGAGCCAGUGGUAUGUAUGUAUGGAUGGAUGUAUGGUGUGUAUGGUACCAUUUGGUAUGGGGGGGUGAAUCACCGUCGGGAUCCACCGCACCAACAAGUAACAACACCAAAGAAUCCAUCUUCCUUACCCUCACUCUCUGUCUCUCAAUCUCGCUCUCUCAUGAAUGAAGCCUAGACUCCACUUAGUCCAAUUACUUUUUUGACCCCCCAGACCCACACUCUUUUCUUUCCUCCCCCCCACCGCCAACAGCUCGUGAACCCUCGAUCUCCGCCAAUGCCCGUUAAGCCCUUCACUGCCCGACCCUCACCGGUCUUCCCAGGGCAACCUCGUCCUCCAUGGUUGGCAGUGGUCGGGCG
Aspergillus vadensis CBS 113365 is the source of this 714-nucleotide messenger RNA. RefSeq lists its product as uncharacterized. The record is from RefSeq and is a predicted model, not a curated record. NCBI's taxonomy places the organism in Eukaryota, Fungi, Ascomycota, Eurotiomycetes, Eurotiales, Aspergillaceae. The transcript is spliced from 2 exons. Bases 166 to 525 code for a protein of 119 amino acids.